CAAAAUAUCUACGUCGGUUCAAUGAAUAUGAAACGUAUGUAUAUAAAUAAAAUACAACAAAUGUGAACUGAACUUAAUUUGUAAAUCUAUUUAGUCUGUUAGCCUUUUACGAUUUUAUUUUUUAAUACACAAAGUGAAUUUAAUCGAACCAGGAAGUGCUAUUCGUCUGUACAAAUGAACAAAAACUACGAACGCUGUACCCAUUGUAAUCGUCGCAAGUGGCUAACGACGGGAUGUCUUCGAAAAUGGCUAAAACCGAUGGAAUGCAAACAUUUACAACGAACUAUCGAUACCAAAAGGGAUUACACUAAUGCUGACAUAGUUCAUUGUGUGUUUUUACCUGAACGAAAACCCCCAAUGAACCCUAGUAAGUUCGUGAAGUUUUGGAAAAACAAGCUGUUUAUUUCUGGCAGCGUGCGAUCUCUCCAAAGAUAUUUCGGCAAUAAAAACAAUGAUGAGGAUCACAUAUGCAACAUUACUAAGAACAAAUAUAGUGAACCCUCUACAUCACUGGAAAAGAGUCCAGUAUCAUUAACUGAUAGUGACGAUAAGAAAGUCGUUGAAUAUAAUAAACAAGUAACGAGGUGUCAACAUUCAGACGGUCACUCAGUUCUUAGAGGACACCAUCAACAUGCAUCACUUGAAACAUGUGCCAUAUACUGUCAACUGUCCAAGCAUGGAUGGUACUGGGGUGGUAUAUCAUCCAGUGAGGCAGAGGAACUGUUAGCAGGUCAACAUGAUAAUGUGUUUCUGGUGCGAGAUUCGUAUGACUCUCGCCAUAUUCUCUGCGUGUCUUUUCGCUGUGUAGGCCGCACACUCCAUGCUAGACUCCGACAUGCAAAUGGACUAUUCUCAUUGAACAAUGAAACAUUUGUGCCAGCAAAUAGGAUAUCAGAGCACUGUUCUGCUGUAGAUGUCAAAUCUAACCUUUUUGAAAUGCCAGUGAAGCUUGCAAGGCCAUUGAACAGAUUUGCAAGACUUGACUCACUUCAAAUGAUCUGCAGAUUUGUGAUACGGCAAACUGUGUCAGCGAAUAUAUGGAGCAAAUUACCACUCCCGCCUAAUUUGAUCUCUUAUGUGUCUACCGGCAGUGACUACAUAGUUGUUUCAUAGCUGAGACAAAGCAAUUAUUGUGCCUUCAAAUGUUCAAUGUACCAAUAUUGUAAGCCUACUCAUACUGAACUUUAUCAAAAUGUAAAAAGUAUUUAUACAUUUUUAUACAAAAACAUAUUAUUAUAUUUUAAUAUUAAUGUCAUGUGUAUUGUUAUGUACGGAUUUGUUAUGCAUGUGGUGUAAUAUUAGUAAUUCUAGGUCAUGAAAAAUGCAGAAAUCUUUGGUAAAUAACUAUAUUGUACUAAGCCAAGUAAAUUAACAAUACUGCAGUCAAGAAAAUUAUUAUGUACCCAUCCUUCAGUUGAAAGUGCCCAUAUUUUCUUAUAUAAUAUAAUCUUCGAAUUAC
Molecule: messenger RNA, 1459 nt
Organism: Leguminivora glycinivorella
Lineage: Eukaryota; Metazoa; Arthropoda; Insecta; Lepidoptera; Tortricidae
Gene: SOCS6
Product: suppressor of cytokine signaling 4-like
Exons: 3
Coding region: 175-1113 (312 amino acids)
Biological process (GO): intracellular signal transduction; phosphatidylinositol phosphate biosynthetic process
Cellular component (GO): phosphatidylinositol 3-kinase complex
Molecular function (GO): 1-phosphatidylinositol-3-kinase regulator activity
Source: RefSeq, a predicted model, not a curated record